GAACCUAGUUACAGAAUUUAGGAAAGUAUGCUCUCAUCAUUGCCAAAAAGAAGAUUAUUUGGCCCGAGUAAAGAUAACAUUCUGCUUAUGGUUGUGUUCCGUCUCCUAUAUCGUUUUCGUUCAUUCACUCAGAACUAGUUGUUCAGGGAAGGGAGUUUUUCAACGAAUGAUGACUAGUUCUGUUCAACUGAAUUAGUACGUUUGCGAACUACACAUCACUAUUCAGCAUUGGAUUCUAACCUCUUUUCGCGCCAUUCUACAGAUUUGUUUUGGUUCUUCUGCAAGUUUUUAAACGUUUUUCGCAGUUUUCAUGUGGCCUCCGUAUUCCAGCUUUCAGUUCUGCUCCAGCCUGCAUUUUCGAAAGUAAAAUUAUGAUAUAAUGUAAUCUUUAUGGUUGACGAUAGUUGCGUUCCAUAAAAGCUUUCAGCAUGGGCAAAAUUUGUUACUGCGAUGAUUUAUAUACCGCCUAUAAAGAGAAGAAAUUGACUAAUUUGACCCUUAUAUGCGCGCCUGAUAUAGACGGUACAUCUACACUUGAAGUACAUCGACUUGUUUUGGGUUGUGCUUCCCAGGAGAUUCUCGACAAAAUAUCAGCAAACGAUCGCAAAGUAGUGCUCCACGUUCCCUAUACUGUAUCAACCAUGCAGGUUCUGAUCGAGCUUGCCUACGGUAGGGAAGUAGCGAUACCUCCGGACAUGGUACCACAAUUGCAAGAAGCCGCGAUUGUCUUAAAAAUGAAUAAUCGCAUCAAAAGUUACAUAGAAAAGAUCGCUAAGAGCUUAGAAAAGUCUUCCGAUGUGUUAGACGACGACACCGAUGAACCUAAUUCACAAACGAGUAUGACGAGUGGAGAUGGUGAUGUAACUCCAGAGCUAUUCUUUACACCUGACGACGCUGAAACUUUGCCCAAAGAAACAAUGAACACAUCAAGAUCAUUUCAGGAAAAUGAAACAACAGCCGCAGGUAGUCGCGGGCAAGCCUCGCAAUCACAGAACAGUGUGAUGAUAGUGCCGGAAAAGGUAUCGGUUGUUGUCAUCGAAAGCAGUUCGGACGAGGAGUUGGAUGUCACGUCUCAAAGAAAAUCAUCGAGACUGAUUAAAACGAAAGGGAACGAGACGCCGGAAAAGGGUUCAGAUUCAGUUAUGUCUCCGGUGAUAUCUCAGUACGUACGACCUGUACAGAAACAGGCGCAAAAAGACAGCGAGAAGACAUCGCAGACACAAAAGGAAAUUGGUACUCGGGAAACCUCUAGUCAAACAGAGUCUCACGGGGCGGAAAGAAAUAUCGAUCAACGGCAAGCAAGCAUAGGUGCCGUUAAAAAAACGGUUUCUGGAAAAAAAUCCAAGAAGAACGUUGGCAACCCACCGAACAUCGGUCCGUCAUCCUCGGCAGGUGCUACAAGUAGCGGAAGCGGCUGGUGCUCAAAAGCAGUAAGCAAUAUCAGGUCGGUGCCACAAGACCCAGUUACAGCAGCAGUAGAGGAGAAACUGUUGGAUUUGGUCGCCGGCAAAGAUGGAUGGCCGGAAAAGGAGCAGUUAAGAAAGACGGCAAGAUUGAUAGAGGUCAUGGAAUUCAAGAGGCUGGAAAACCUUUGCGAGGGUUGCUUCAAAUUCCAUCCCGAUAUUAAGGGCCACGUAAAACAGUGUUUGAAGAAAUUUCGAGAGCCUAGAAAGAAAGUCUGGAACUGCAAACAUUGCGGCACACCAUUUUCACACGAAGCAGUCCUUAAUUUCCACAAAUGCAAAGACAAGCUACCUGAAGUUAAAAACAUUAGAGAUAUCGGUUAUGAUGAUAAGAAUUUUAAUUUAUGUUAGUAUAUUAUCAAUGCUGUGUAAAGAGAUGAUGUUUAUUGUGUGCAUUUUUUUAGCAAGGCUGAUUUAUUUCUUUAAAAAAAAACGGUUAAUAAAAAAUCUUAAAAAAU
Acanthoscelides obtectus is the source of this 1921-nucleotide messenger RNA. The record is from the annotation of a GenBank genome assembly. NCBI's taxonomy places the organism in Eukaryota, Metazoa, Arthropoda, Insecta, Coleoptera, Chrysomelidae.